Messenger RNA from Thecamonas trahens ATCC 50062, 4359 nucleotides. RefSeq names its product TKL protein kinase. Gene Ontology annotation, molecular function: protein kinase activity; ATP binding. Gene Ontology annotation, biological process: protein phosphorylation. The transcript has a single exon. NCBI's taxonomy places the organism in Eukaryota, Apusomonadida, Apusomonadidae. Bases 1 to 4359 code for a protein of 1452 amino acids. The record is from RefSeq and is a predicted model, not a curated record.
AUGCUGCUCGGGCUGGCCAUGGCAUUCAACGGACGGCUGGUGGCGGCAGCAUCAGUUGCACCGCAGCUGCGGGUCUUUGGCCUCCACGUCGGCUCGCCGGCGGCACAGGCCGGUCUCGACGAAGCCGUCCAGCUUUGGAACGACGUCAAGAGCAACAGCUCGUCCACAGGCAGCAUCGGGCCAUGGCCAUCGCCGGCGCCGCCUCCACCGCCAAACUCGGCCUCAGCGCCGUCGGCACUCAUCUUUCCGCUCGCCGUCCCACCGCUCCCGCUCUAUGCCUCGUGGCUCGGCUCGGCCGCACCACCAGACAUCAUCUCGGUCUACCCGCUCGGCCACGACGUUGACGACGAGACUCUCAUCGCCGGCUCCGUCCUCCUCAAUAUCACGGGUGCAUGGGUGGCGUCUGACCUCGCCGCCGACAUCAUUGGCCCUUUCACCAGCUUUGCCCUGCCGCUGACGGCGGGCUCGCACUCUGUCGCCAUGCACACCCUCCCGCUUGCCGCCGAGGCCGGAGCUUGCAUCUACUCCCGGCCCAUCUUUGCCGCCCACUCGCUCUCGCCACCAAACACUCUAGACGAGCUCCUCGAUCUCUGCGCCGCCCUUGUCCACUCCGGCACCCCGUGCCUCACCCACGUCUCACCGGACACUGUUCCACCCACAGACUACGUCGACUUUCUCGCCCUCCGCCUUCACGGCCCGGCCUUUUACGAUGCCUUUGUCUCGGGCAACGUCUCGUUCACCACCGACUCGCGCCUCUCGGCCGUCUUUGACCAGCUCCUUGCCCUCAUCGACGCCCAGGUCUUUGCUGCUCCGCGACCCGACGGGCGCCUUCCUUCCGCCGCCCUUCUCGGCACCUCACAGGCGGCCAUCGUCUGCGGCGCCCAUGCCGCGGCCGACAUUGCCGCUGCCGCCGGCAUCUCUCACCCCUCUCUCGGCGCCUUUCCCUUUCCCCGCGUCCACCCGACCGGCGCUGCACCGCCCUUUGCCAACUCGGCCCAGAUCGGCGCCGUCGUCUCGCUCCUCGCCCCGGACCACACUCUCUUUCCGGACACCGUCAUCGACCUGCUCUCCUUCCUGGGCUCGCACGACGCCGCCGCCCUCAUCGCCGCCAUGCCCGGCGCUGCCCUCCCUGCGCGCGCCUCAGUCGCUGCCGACGCCACGGCAGCGGCGUCGACCGCCGGCGACUCGCUCCGCUUCGACUUUUACAGCAACGUCCUCAGCGCCUCGAGCAUUCUCCCGCGUUCGGCCACGCUCAGCGGCUAUGAUGCCGUCUACCUUGAGUGGGCGCAGCUGCUGCGCGAGGUGUACUCGGCCGCCACCUCGUCCGACGCACGGGCCGCCAUCGACCGCGCCCGCCCCGCCCUCGAGGUCGUCCGCCUCGCCGCGGUGAGCAAGCUCACUGCGCCGCCGGAAAUCUCCCCGGCCGCCGGCGAGUACUCGGCUCCAGUCGUGGUCAGCCUCACCUGUCCAACGCCCAACGCCAUCAUCCGCUACUCGCUCUCGUCCGACCUAUCGCCGGACGACCCAGAGGCACCCAUCUACAUCAAGCCGUUUGAGCUCCAUGAAGCCGGCAUCCACGUGGUUUACGCCGUCGCAUCGGCGCCGUCGCUCGCCAGCUCGGAGCUGGCUGUGCGGACGUUCAACGUUGUGAGCGUGCCAAGCCAGGCAUCGGGCCCGCUCUCGACGGCGGUCAUCGUUGUCGUCGCCGUUGUCGUCGUCCUCGUCGUGUGCGGCAUUGUUGGCGGUUUGCUGGUGUUUGUAGUCUACCGGCGCCGCUUCCGCCGGACUGGCAUUGACAGCAACGCACCGGUGGUCAUCCGCGCCGACGAGCUUGCGCUCAUCGACAUCCUCGGCCGCGGCUCGUUUGGCACGUGCUACGUCGCGCAGUGGACCUCGUCGCGCGUCACCGUUCAGGACAUCGACAAGCUCUGCCCCAAGGCUUCGCGGUCGGCGCUCAAGGCGCUCGUCGCCGACGUGAUGACUCUCACGCCGAUGAGGCAUCCCAACAUCAACACCGUGCUCGGGCUCUCGCUCUCGCCGCCAGCGCUUGUGGUCGAGACCGCAGACCGCGGCUCGCUCUCGGCCGUUGUCCACAACGCCGAGCUGGCCCUCGACGCCUCCAUCGUCCUCCACUGGGUCUCGGGCAUCACCUCGGGCCUGCACUUUCUGGCCCAGGCCCACGUGGCCCACGGCGACUUUAACGCCACUCGCGUCGUCCUCAACGCCUCGUGGUUGCCGCGCAUCACAGACUUUGGCCUCCACAGCCUCAAGCCCGUGCCCGGCGAGCUCGUCACCAAUCUCGCAGCCGGCUCGUCCUCGAGCUCGGGCACGGCCUCGGCUACCUCGGCCAACAACUCGACCGGCAACUCGGCGCUUUCGGCGUCAGACGAGCCUACCACCAGCGAUCUCGAGGCCGGCCACGGCCCGUCACUAGCGGUCCCACUUGCCCACGCCGCCGCCCCGCGCGCCGCCGACGUCCGCCAGCAAGCCCGCAACAACUGGGCCGCAGGCUCAGAGGCCGGCCGGACCCAAGAGGCUGCCGCCGCGCUCUCGCUCUUUAUGGCCCCACCGGAGAUUCUUGAGCGCCGCGAGAUCCAUCCAUCGUCGGCGACUGAUGCCUACGCGCUCGGCAUGGUCAUGUGGGAGAUGGCGACCCGCAUGUUCGUCUUUCACGGCGAGUCGCCGCUCGCCAUGAUCAGCGAAGUCCUUGCCGGCUCGCGACCAGAGCUCGCGGCCGUGACCGACGAACUCGACGCGCUCCGCCCGGUCAUGGCCGCUCUCUGGGCCGCGUCGCCAGCCGAUCGGCUCACACUCGACGGCGCCGUCGCUCACCUGGCACGCAUCGCCGCGGUCUCUGCCACAGACAUUGUCUACCCAUGCCCGGCGAUCCAGCUCUUGCCCAAGCCGUCGACAACGCUCGUUCGCGUCGAGCUCCGCGAGGCCAUCGAGUCGCUCGUCGACACCGCGCGAAUCGCCACUUCGGUGCUGGAGGACUUUCAUAACGCCAUGCCACAGCUGGCGGCGCGGAUCGGCGCGACGCUCGUCGAGUGGGACCUCGGAGUCAUCCAUCUUGCGCUCGAUGACCUCACCGUUCUCCCCGCACUCAUCCACGCCAUCUCGGUACUCCAGACCGCGACCGGGCCCAUCACCCUUCUUGCUUCCGCCGGCUCGCUUGAGCUCUGUACUGGCGGGCGCGGCAUCUCGGGCACAGCUGUCGAUGAGCUUAACGUUUGUUGGCGGGCCAUGUUUACUUGCGCCAACCGGCUCUGCGACACCUGGCCACAGUACGGCGACGACGGCGGCGCCUUUGCCACCGCCGCAGUCUCGGCUGAGCUCGAACACCUCGUCCAUGAUGCCUCGCUCCGCUUCAUGCCCAUCGAGUACCCAUCGAACCUCCUCGCCGUCGACGUGGUCCAGAUCGUGCGCGAGGCCGAGGCGCCUGUCGAGCCACACAUUGCCGGCACACCCAAUGCUACCCGCUCGCGGCUCGAGGCAUCGCGACUCUCCAUCUCGCACUCGGUCUCAGAGCUACCCAUGCGAGUGCUCGCUGGCGCAGAAGUCGCUGACCUCAUCCGCGGCGCCACCUUUCGCCGCGUCGGCUCGUACGCCCGCGUGUACGAGGCUCAGCGGCCUACCGGCCCACGCGUCCUCAUCAAGCUCCUCCUCCGCCAGCCUGCCACCCCGCUCGAGCUCCUCUACGUCGCCCACGAAGGCGCCGUCGCUGGCUUUGUCCGCCACCCCACUGUCGUUCGGCCCACCGCCAUGUGUCUCGAGCGCCCGCUCGUCGCCUUUAUCUACCCCAUGCUUCCGGGCGGCUCGCUCGGCGACGUCUUUGCCGCCAUCCGCACCGGCAAGCGCCGCCCGCUCACAGACCCCAUCAUCCAGCGUGUCGGUCAGAGCAUCGUCCGCGCUCUCGGCAACCUCCAUUCGGCUCUCGGCCGCGGCCAUGGCUCGCUCACCCCUUCCAACAUUGUCUUUGACACCCCCAUCGAGUCCAAGAAGGCCACCGCCCGGCUGACCGACUACGGCCUCGACUAUCUCCGAUGUGCGCAGGGCGCAGAGACUCGCGUCCCGUGCCCAUCGUACACCUCGCCAGAGGCCCUCGCCGGGGCUCCACCCUCGCCCGCCGCAGACAUCUUUGUCCUCGGCUCCAUCCUCUACGAGCUCGCCACCUCACGCAUCGCCUUCCCAGGCUCAAACGUCCUCGACGUGUGUCACGCCAUCCGCACUGGCACCCGACCUUCGGUCUCCGCCAUUCCCUCGCUUGCCCUGGCAGAGCUCAUCGACGAGUGUUGGGCAGCAGACGCCGACGUCCGUCCUUCCAUCGAGGAGAUCGCCUCGGAAAUGGCCCGUCUCUGA